UCAGCUCGGGAGCACAGGAGAACACAGCAGGUUGCGCACCCAGUCCUCAUCGACGGUCAGAUUUACACUUCUCCGAUUAUUCCGGCGUGUUUUGGUAUUAGUGCUCAAUGACGUAUCGUUUUCAAUUGUUACGAAAAACUGGCUCUAACGUGUGCACCUUUUGCCACAAGAGUGGUGAAACCCACGGAAUGUUCCAUUUGCAGGAACGGCUGAAGAUAAUACCGAUGCACUGAAAAUGUGAACGAGAUGUGGAGGAAUACGCUGGGAGAGAUGAAUGAAUAAAAUGCUUGCAAAUUAACAAUCAGGGUGAAGACAAUCCGCGGUUUUGAGACACAAGUGCCUCCAGUACCACCAUUCUCCCCCUCCUGAGCGUGGCUCGUCCCCACGACGUUACCAAUGCGACCAUGGGAAAUCGCAGUGAAUAGGCGGCCACCAACAGCCCCCUUAAAUCAGCGGAGGUUCCCAGGAGAACCCUGCAAUACCCCAGUGCAUCUCAGGAGAAGUCCUCCCGGGAGAAGACAGUGGGGGAGGCGUGACAGACCCGCAUUGCACAGCUCCCUGCACCAGGAUGAGAACUUCCACCACCCUCUCUUCUCCCAGCAUCAGCAGCAGAUUUCUUUAGAUGAAUCCCGGUCGUACAGCCACACCAGCGUCCCGCCACGAAUGCUCCACCCUGCCGCACACCCACCUCAGCAGAACCCCAUCAUGGUGGAUCUCCACGAGCAGAUGCACCAGGGUCCAGUGCCCAUAUCUUACACAGUUACCACGGUGACAACCCAUGGGUUCCCUCUUCACACCGGCCAGCCUAUCCCUGGGUGCAACACUCAGCAGCUCCCAGCAUGCUCGGUAAUGUUGAGCGGACAGCACACUCUGCUCUGCUGCCUACCUCCUCCCUUGAUCCAAGCCUGUACGAUGCAGCACUUGCCAGUGUCUUACCAAGCCUUCCCGCCUCUGAUCUCCAGCGAGCAUUUUAUUCUGCACCCCCCUCCGCCCGUGCCCCCUCACCAGCCUCCUCACCUCGCUCCACUGAGCCAGUUCGUCCCACUGCAGCCCCAGCACCCCCGCAUGCCUCUACAGAGGGUGGAGAAUGAAGUGGAAAUGAGAGGGGACCAGCACCCUGUAGGGGGGUUCUCAUAUAGCCCCACUCAUCACCCACCAGCAAUGCCCCCGUCUGUGCCCCUCCAGUACCUCCCUCAAGACCCCCUACACCAGGAGCUGCCCUUCGGAGUGCCAUAUCCCCACGUGUUGCCACGACGAGUCAGUGGACAGAGAUACCGACUCCAGCAGCCUUUACCCCCGCCCCCACCCCCGCCACCCUACUACCCAAGCUUCCUGCCCUACUUCCUCUCAAUGCUUCCUGUGCCUCCGACUGCGGUGGGCCCGGCCAUCAGUCUGGACCUAGAUGUGGACGACGUGGAGAUGGAGAACUAUGAGGCAUUACUGAACCUUGCUGAGAGGCUGGGAGAGGCCAAGCCUCGUGGACUCACCAAAGCCGACAUAGAGCAGCUUCCGUCCUACAGGUUCAACCCAGAGAACCACCAAUCUGAACAAACUCUGUGUGUUGUGUGCUUUAGUGAUUUUGAGUCGAGGCAGCUACUUCGAGUAUUACCCUGUAACCACGAGUUCCACGCUAAGUGUGUCGACAAAUGGUUAAAGACAAAUCGCACCUGUCCAAUCUGCCGGGCAGAUGCGUCCGAGGUGCACAGGGACGUGGAGUGAGUCCAGGCUCCAGUUUGACCAAUGGCAAAGCAGUGUGACAAAUGGAGUCUGCUCCAUGUGGGGGUCACGGGACUCCUACCACCUACCCCGCGUUCCCUCGCAAAACAAACAAACAAAAAAAACUCCCGCCCCCUCCCUAUCUCGAACAAUACUCAAUCUCGGAUCGUGUGUGGGGCCCUUUUCACCUCUGCUGUGCGUUGUGUGAGUUUGAUGAAAGCUACUGCCUAGUAUAGCCACAUAGCCACCGAGUUCUGGAGUUGUGUAGUGUGUACUUCUCUCAGUUUUUUGCCCUUGUGUUACGGAUACUCCAAAGAUUUAACCUGUAAUAUCUGUUGUUGUGUUUUAACUUUAAGGGAAGCAAAAUUAGGCAUUUUUUUUCUUCUUAUACUUUGAUUAUUUUCUAGUUGACGUUAGAAUCAUUCCAAGUACUGCACCAGUGAUUGGAAGGGGCAGGGGGUGUAGGGCUGUGAGAUUGUGCAAUCGGCAGACCAACACUAGGAUGAAAAAAAAAGGUUAGUAGGAACCUGAAGCAUUCCGCUGGCUUGGAAGAAAGGCUUGACCAUCAGAGAUGCAUGUUUGUAUAGGCGAUGGGCAAAGUGACUUGUUAAUAAUGUAUGUUACGCAAUAAUGUAUUGAUGAUUUUAAUAUUACUUUCCCACUUUUUUUUUUAAAACCUGCGAAUGCUAUUGUGAACGUCUGACUUGCUGUGGUUAAAGUUGCAGUAUCUCUUUAAGGCCUGUGGUAAAAGAAAAAAAAAAAAAAAGACAAAGGAUUGGGGCUGACUGACAGGCUUCGGGUUUAAACCUCCCGCUAGCUCUCCCUUGCAAAAAAAAAAAACAAAAUAAAGUAGCGAAAGUUCUCCGUUUGUAAGGAGGAGUGGAGUUCCCAUCGUUGCUCUUGUAGCGGGCAUUCAUCCCGGCACGGCUGGCACAGACGGACACCUUCGGGACCCCAAGACGCACCCCGCAAGUGCCGCCCCACCCCGGUGCCCACGCCCUCCAUGCCAGCCUCGUCCCUCUGCCAAACACCCCGCCCCCCUCGCCCUGCCCUCCCCAAACGCCGAGCCAUUGCUGAGCAUGGCUGCUGGAUCCAGGGGGGGCGCCGGGGGGGAUCUGCAUGGACUGUUGAUUUAGAUUAGCAAUAUUUAAAUCAAGAAUUGCCACCAUUUAAACCGUUAAAAAAAAAAAAAAAAAAAAAACAAGAAACCGUACAAACGAGGAAUACUAGAUUAAAACCAGGAGGAACCGGGUCUGAAGGAUGGCUGAAUGUCUUGCCGUUCUCUGCACUUCAGCAUCGGAGAAGGGGAGAAGGUUGAAGUCGGCCCUUGGAGAAGUCGGACCACUUUGCAGAGAGCAAUAUGCGCAGCGAGUGCCGGUUUUGAACCGAACACUUACCUCCGUUUGGGGAAGGCCAGGUUUUUCCUGGUUUGUGAGCCAAAAAUUCAAUUUACUCUUCAAGAUUUCAGCUCUGCCUUCUCAAGACCUUGACAAGCACAAACAUCACUAAUCUUAAGAAGAAAACCUCUGUCAUUUCCACUUGUUUUAAGAGUGUAAGGUUUUUAAAUUGUCAUGGGUUUUAUCUUAAUGAGAGAACUGAAAGAGAUGGUGAAAGUACUAACAUGGUUGUAUAUGUACAUGUUAUCUCUAAGCGACUCGGUCAGGUCUCAAUCCUUGUGAUAGGUUGUGUAAAAGAUGCAGCAUUUUCAGCAUAGCUAUCGUGUGAACGGCUUAAAUUAUCGUCUUGUUUUUGAAGACAGAAGAAUGUUUAAACGGCUUGAAUAGCAUUGCAUAUAUAGUACCUUUUGUGUGAAAUUGGUGGCAGUUGUAUAGUGGGCAGACGGAUGGUGGUUUCACAGUUAUCAGGGAGGGAUUCGAGUGACAGAGUUAGAGCUGAGCAAUGCACUGGACUCUUCUGUUCUCAGUUCAGCUGGCUCGGACCUCCACAGCUCAGUCCGGUGGCUGGAAAAAAAAAAAA
Messenger RNA from Megalops cyprinoides (Indo-Pacific tarpon), 3693 nucleotides. RefSeq names its product ring finger protein 44 (gene rnf44). The transcript is spliced from 11 exons. The coding region runs from base 397 to 1719 and encodes 440 amino acids. NCBI's taxonomy places the organism in Eukaryota, Metazoa, Chordata, Actinopteri, Elopiformes, Megalopidae. The record is from RefSeq and is a predicted model, not a curated record.